Molecule: messenger RNA, 825 nt
Organism: Ogataea haglerorum
Lineage: Eukaryota; Fungi; Ascomycota; Pichiomycetes; Pichiales; Pichiaceae
Exons: 2
Coding region: 1-825 (274 amino acids)
Biological process (GO): S-methylmethionine cycle
Molecular function (GO): zinc ion binding; S-adenosylmethionine-homocysteine S-methyltransferase activity
Source: RefSeq, a predicted model, not a curated record
AUGCUGCUUCUGGACGGGGCGCUAGGAACUGAACUCGAGAAACGCGGCGUCGACGUCUCAGGCGGCCUGUGGUCCGGCCGCGCCGUGCUAGACUCGCCAGACACCAUCAGGGAGAUCCAUCUUGACUACAUGCGGAGCGGCGCCAACAUCGUGUUGACGGCAACAUACCAGCUCUGCGACGCCAACAUCGAGCAAAACCACCAGGACCCACACACGAUGUACACGCGGGCGGUGGGCCUCUCUGACGGGUCAGAGUACACGGGGAACUACGGCUCGGUGACCGACGCGCAGCUGCGCGCGUUCCACGAAGGCCGGUUCCGUUUUCUCGCCCAAUGCCCCGACGUGGACGUUCUGGCGUUUGAAACCAUCCCGUCGUUCCAGGAAAUCAGGGUUCUGGCAGAGCUGGCCGGCACGCAGGAAAAGCUGUGGUACCUAAGUCUCAGCGUGCGCGAGACGGCCCUCGUCGAUGGCACGCCGCUCGCGCAGGUCGUCAGCUGGCUCGACAGCCACUACGAUCGCAACCUCGCUGCCGUUGGCGUCAACUGCUGCGGUGUAAGGGUGGCUCUGCCAGUGGUGGAAGAGCUCGACCGUCGGCUCUCGGACUCGCAGAACCUGCGAAACGCGCGGAUCGUGCUGUACCCGAACUCCGGCGAGGUGUACGACGGCACAACGAAGACGUGGUCGGGCGAGCAGGGCCACUUUGUCGACGCCGUGAGACAGUGUCUGCAGUACAAGCGCGUGGGCAUUGUGGGCGGGUGCUGUCGCACGGGGCCGGCCGACAUCCGCCAGCUGCGGACGCUCAUUGACGAGUCGCGCUCUCGCUAA